AUGAAGCCCUGGAUUCUCCUACUCACGCUUCUCACCUAUGAGCUUGUGAUGUUUCUGCCCGUGCUGGGAGGCCUCAAGAACAAACUUGUCUAUGGACUAAAAGACACUGAUCAAUGCUGGGUACAGCCUCCAUCAUUAAGGUAUUGUGUAAAAAGAUGCACUAAAUUAAGGGAAUGUUCCUUUCCAAAUCACACAUGCUGCUGGACCUACUGUGGAAACAUCUGCAUGAAUGAUGAGUGA
This is a messenger RNA of Capra hircus (goat), 240 nucleotides long. It is a transcript of the gene WFDC9, whose product is annotated as WAP four-disulfide core domain 9. The coding region runs from base 1 to 240 and encodes 79 amino acids. The transcript has 2 exons. Lineage: Eukaryota; Metazoa; Chordata; Mammalia; Artiodactyla; Bovidae. The record is from RefSeq and is a predicted model, not a curated record.